Archocentrus centrarchus (flier cichlid) is the source of this 1855-nucleotide messenger RNA. It is a transcript of the gene cav1, whose product is annotated as caveolin 1. Lineage: Eukaryota; Metazoa; Chordata; Actinopteri; Cichliformes; Cichlidae. Gene Ontology annotation, cellular component: focal adhesion; perinuclear region of cytoplasm; caveola. The transcript is spliced from 3 exons. Gene Ontology annotation, molecular function: protein kinase binding; transmembrane transporter binding; molecular adaptor activity. The coding region runs from base 295 to 840 and encodes 181 amino acids. The record is from RefSeq and is a predicted model, not a curated record. Gene Ontology annotation, biological process: negative regulation of endothelial cell proliferation; cell differentiation; caveola assembly.
ACGUCAGUCUCUCCUCCAGCCGGGCAGGUUCCGCGGUGGCUCUGCUGUCUGCUUACUGGUGACUCCCCAGCUGCGCGCUGCGUAUCCGAGGAAACACUGGAGGUUUCCCCGUACGCGCUCUAGCAUUACAUUUUAGUCACGUUCAACAAAAAGGGCAGGAAUAACUUCACUAUACAGGACUGUGAGAAAAGCCCCGGUCCUCUCACUUUACAUCCACGCCUCCCUCUCUGCUUCCUAUAUUGUCUCUUUUUUUGUCUGUUUCAACGCGCUUAUCUCUUCAAACGUGUGAACAGCAUGACAGGAGGACUGAAGGACGGCGAGACAGAAGAGGAGUUUCUGCAUUCUCCGUUUAUCCGAAAACAAGGGAACAUUUACAAACCCAACAACAAAGACAUGGACAACGACAGUCUGAACGAGAAGACGAUGGAGGAUGUCCACACUAAAGAGAUCGACCUGGUCAACCGGGAUCCCAAACAUAUAAACGACGACGUUGUUAAGGUUGAUUUUGAAGACGUGAUUGCAGAACCCGCAGGGACCUACAGUUUCGACGGUGUGUGGAAAGCCAGCUUCACAACCUUCACCGUCACCAAGUAUUGGUGCUACCGGCUGCUGACGGCACUGGUCGGCAUCCCCUUGGCGCUGAUCUGGGGAAUUUUCUUUGCCAUUCUGUCCUUCCUGCACAUCUGGGCUGUGGUGCCGUGUGUCAAGAGCUACCUGAUCGAGAUCCACUGCAUCAGCCGCGUCUACUCUAUUGGGGUGCAUACCUUCUGUGACCCACUCUUCGAGGCCAUGGGCAAGUGCCUCAGCAGCGUCCGAGUCAGGAUGACCAAGGAGGUGUAGCAUGCCAAAAUCAGGAGGAUUCAAAAGAAGGGCAGAAGGACGGGGGUGGGCAGAGCAAUGGAGAUGGAGGGAAAAGUCAGAACAAAAAAAAAGAAGAAGAAAAAAUAGAAAACAAAAGUUGAGACUUUUCCAGAGUGGGGUGGGGGGGUUAGGGGGUGUGUGGAGGUGAAGGGGUGUGGUCAAUUGGCACCUAGCCCCGCCUUUAUCCAACAGCUGUUUUCUUCUGUUUUUCCUUUUUGUUUGUCUGUUUGUUUGUUUUUGUCUUCUCUAGUAUUUUUUUUUAAUUUCUCGCUGUUAAGUUUUUCGAGCAGGCGGCGAAGCUCCGUAUCUUGUUAUGAUGUAAAUUCCUUCCAUUCUUACUCUGUUUAUGGAGAGCUCAUCACAAGGAUUGAUUCAUGUGAAGGGGGGAUGUCGCCUUUCACACUUGUGUUUGUUUUUUGGAGCUGUAGGGCAGGGUAGGAUGGGGGGUGGGGGUGAUGUUGGGGUUGCGUAGGUCCAAACAGAGAGAAUGAGUGAGCGCUGCCAAAUUCUGUCUGACUCAGCAAAAAUAAAAGAACCACAUGCAGCCAGCAGCACAGAAGCACCCCUCCCUCUGCCCCACAUGACCUCCAACCCCCUAAAAGCAACCUCCCACCCCUCCCUCCCCUCCUGUUUUCCAACGGUCUGACACACUGAACCUGCCCUAGUUUCUGCAUGCACCUGCGUCACCUUGCCAGCAACUCACCGUCCACCACACCCGCACCAUGGCCGGAUGACCCGGAAGCAAUCUGCAUCUCAGCUCACUCACUCUCUACACCAGCUUUUUGCUUCACCUCAAACUAAAUUUCUCAGCGCAAGUUUUCUCACCUCGAGUGUAUGACAGAAAAUGUCUGAAUUUUACAGAACCUGAUUUUUUUUUAUUUUUUAGACAAACUCAGACUUUUUAUUUUUCGCUCAAGCUCCAUGCUUUAUCAUCAUAGCGCCACAGCAAAUUAUUAUUUUUUUCUACACUAUGAAAAUGAAGAACUUUGGGGGG